AUGGCGCAUGGGUUCAAGCUAGCGGUCCUGCUGGCCGUGGUGAGUGUGAUCGGUGCCCAGAAGCAGCAUCAGCUGCAUCAACAGCAGCAGCAUCAAUCGCAGCAACGCCAGCAACAACAACAGCAGCAGCAGCAGCAGCAGCAGCAGCAGCAACAGAUCGAUCCACGGUACAAGCAGAUACCGAUCGUCAACGUCGAGAACGUGCUCGAAGUGGACGGCAAGUUCCGCUACAGCUACGAGGGUGGCGAUGGGACGCGGGCCGCCCAGGAUGGGCAGCAGAUCGUGGUGAACAACCAGGUCGGCACCGCUUCGCAGGGACAGUACACGUAUCAGGGUGACGAUGGCAAGACGUACUCGGUGACGUACAUUGCCGACGAGAACGGAUACCGGCCGGUGGGAGAUCAUCUGCCGACGCCACCCCCGGUUCCGGCGGCGAUCGCCCGUGCCCUCGCCCACCUUGCCACCCUGCCACCGCCGAAGCUCGAGAAUGGUCGGGCCGGGAAGUUCUGA
Molecule: messenger RNA, 510 nt
Organism: Anopheles cruzii
Lineage: Eukaryota; Metazoa; Arthropoda; Insecta; Diptera; Culicidae
Product: endocuticle structural glycoprotein SgAbd-3-like
Exons: 2
Coding region: 1-510 (169 amino acids)
Cellular component (GO): chitin-based extracellular matrix
Molecular function (GO): structural constituent of chitin-based larval cuticle
Source: RefSeq, a predicted model, not a curated record